AAUCGUUGCGUUUAUGGUAACGAUGGUAGAGAAAUAUGGAACAUGUAACAGAUGAUAUGUGAUUGUUAUGCAUUUGUUAUAUAUUGUGUGUGUGCUGUCGACAUCCGCUUUAAUGUUCGCGGGGGGUGGAGCUGGUUUCCAGAAGCAGUCCAAGCCUCCUUGGGAGAACCAGCAAGCUAACUCUAAUGUGGAAUCUACUCUUAAUUGGUCGCUACCAAAGUUGUGCAACCAGGAGGAGGAGGCGGGCCGCCCGCCCCAGGGAGGAGUGAUAACAUUCGAACCGAUCCAGCACGACCACGACUUCUGCGAGAGAGUGGUGAUAAACGUCAGCGGGCUGAAGUUCGAGACCCAGCUAAGGACCCUGAACCAGUUCCCAGAGACACUCCUGGGGGAUCCGUCCCGCAGGAUAAGAUACUUUGAUCCACUGAGGAACGAAUACUUCUUCGACCGAAAUCGCCCCUCGUUCGACGCGAUCCUGUAUUAUUACCAGAGCGGGGGACGGUUACGUCGACCAGUAAACGUUCCUCUCGACGUGUUCUCGGAAGAGAUUAAAUUCUACGAACUUGGGGAACAGGCCACAAACAAAUUCCGGGAGGACGAGGGUUUCAUUAAGGAGGAGGAGAAGCCUCUGCCAUCCAACGAACGCCAGCGCAAAAUCUGGCUGCUUUUCGAGUACCCUGAGAGCUCCCAGGCCGCCCGCGUCGUCGCCAUCAUCUCGGUCUUCGUCAUCCUGCUCUCGAUUGUCAUCUUCUGCCUGGAAACCCUCCCAGAAUUCAAGCACUACAAGGUCUUCAACACCACAACCAACGGCACUAAAAUCGAAGAAGACGAGGUCCCCGACAUUACUGACCCCUUCUUCCUGAUUGAAACGCUGUGUAUCAUUUGGUUUACAUUCGAGUUGAUAGUGCGGUUUUUGGCUUGUCCGAACAAGUUCAAUUUCUUUAGGGACGUGAUGAAUAUUAUAGAUAUAAUAGCUAUUAUCCCUUACUUCAUCACCCUGGCAACUGUAGUGGCAGAAGAAGAAGAUACAUUGAAUCUGCCUCGAGCGCCGGUAUCUCCUCAAGACAAGUCCACCAACCAAGCCAUGAGUCUCGCUAUCUUGCGGGUGAUUCGUCUCGUACGUGUCUUCCGUAUCUUCAAACUGUCGCGCCACUCCAAGGGUCUACAGAUCCUUGGCAGGACACUUAAGGCAUCAAUGCGCGAGCUCGGGCUUUUGAUAUUUUUCCUGUUCAUCGGUGUGGUGCUGUUUUCAUCUGCGGUGUACUUCGCUGAGGCAGGAAGUGAGAACAGCUUCUUCAAAUCCAUACCUGAUGCGUUUUGGUGGGCGGUCGUGACAAUGACGACCGUAGGAUACGGAGACAUGACGCCAGUCGGAGUGUGGGGGAAGAUCGUGGGGUCCCUGUGUGCUAUCGCCGGCGUGCUCACCAUCGCGCUGCCGGUGCCGGUCAUCGUCUCCAACUUCAACUACUUCUACCAUCGCGAGACCGACCAGGAGGAGAUGCAGUCGCAGAACUUCAACCAUGUCACCAGCUGCCCUUACCUACCUGGUACUAUGGGCGAGCCCUACUUGAUUUCAGGGCCGAUUCAUAAGAAGUCUUCAAUGAGCGACGACUCCUCUUCGGAAAUGAUGGAGUUGGAUGAGAAUGCAUUGGUUACUGAUCCCAACCUGGACGGGAAUCUACGGCGUCUCCAGGAGGAGGAGAAGCUUCUGUUGGAACAGCAGGCGGCCAUGGAGGCCGGCACGGUGGAUGAUAUCGCGGCUUUAGAACAUCAGGAUGCUCUCCGGCUUAACCAUCUGAAGCAACAGGAGAUCCAGAAACAGCAACACCAGCAAGCUCAGCGCCUUCUCCGCCAGCAGGAGUCGGCCCAGGGGGCCCGCCGUGAUGCCCCAGCUCCCCGCCGCCGGGCAGCCUGCACCGUGAGGGUCAACAACCUUCACGCCGCAGAAGCUAUCGAGACAGACGUCUGACCAUUAGGCACUAUCGAGCUUCAUUAUUAUCAAAGCUCGUAAAUGUAUAAGGCGAGGGACAGGACGAGCGCGCACGCGGUGUGGCGUGGAAGGCUGCCGGCGCGCUCGCCGCCGCCCUGCCACGUGUGACCCGCGCGUGCGUCGCCACCCUAAGCCUCCACCCACUCCUCGACCUCUCCACGCCACUCACGUCACGCCCCGGCCUAGUGAUUACCUUGUGAACUUUAAUAUAGCGAUUGAUUGGAAAUACAAACGCUGAUUAGAACAAAAAUUAAACUAUAAAAACUUCUUUUAAAAUAAGCUUAUAAUGUUAACGCGAACAUGUAUUGUAAAUAAGGAACUGCUUCUAUCAGCUUCACUUCACUUUCUACAUUUCAAACACAAAUAUUAUAAGGAACAUUCAAAAAAUAAUAUUACAAAAUAGGCCUACAGGAGUAGGUACUCGUCCCGUUCGCGAGGAACACUUUCGAUCGAGUAUCGCUUAUGCUUAACCAUUAGUUUGUAAAUAGUCAGUGCGUCGCCAAGGCGACGAGCGGAGCGCCGGCCGAGGCCGCGCCCGCCCCCCGGACAUACAUUCCGAUACGAGUCACGGUGGCACGCCGGCCGCGUCGCCACCGACAAAGGCCUAACAGACUGGGCCCCGAAAACUCCAAAUCGAAGCAUAUUGCCAAGACGUGAAGGACCACAGACCGGAGGAGCGCUCCGCGCCGCAGACGCGUGAGCAGUAGGUUUAACGUUUCGCGCGUAGCUUUUUACUAGCUCUUCUGACAGGGAGGAUAUCUCGCAAUUCCGCUGGAUGCACUUUAGGGUUCGUUUAUGAUGUUCGAAGAGCAGUUUACAACGCUUUACAAGAGUCGAGUUACCGACCAUGGAAGGAAGCAGGAAUGUAUUUUAGUUAUAAGUUAUUUAUGUUAAAUGUUGUGAACAAAACCGAUAAUAUAAUGGAAUUCAUGUAUCAAUUAUAUGUGCGGGGCGCGAUGCGCCUCUUUCCCCACGUGUUUGUUGAGCAACAGCCUCGGAUUCCCGCAUCGACACAACAUUACAUUUUAUUCAAUGUUGUAGUUGUUAGUGUAUGUACUCUUAUGAGCGUAUUCAGAGAAUAGACAUCGUGUCGUUAGUGCGUGUGCGCGCGUCCGGCAGUCGGGAGCAGACCGGGAGUCCAUGUGUCGGCUUUACUUCGCUAAUACUGGGGCAAUAACUGGAUUCAUAAUAGAUAUAUAAUCAAUCUAGGUCAGCAACAACAGGAAAAUAUCUGAAACUGGGAAAGUAAUUGCACAUAAUAGGAGAUGGCCAUCAUAGAGUUUUGUACUCGCCUUUAGGCAGGUCUUUCUCCUAGAAUACAAAAGCUUUACCCAUGACGGAUUGAUAGCUGAUAUUUCAGAAACUAGGUACAUAAUAUUGUAAAAAUAAUCGUGAAGUAAUUUAUCAACACAGUCAUCCUAAACUCAUAGUGAAGCACGACACAUUUUUCAAGCCCCAAUCGGUUGCCGAACAGCGCACAACUAAUAUUAAAUGUUUUAUUGGUGUUCAUUAUAAUAUGAUACAGAGAGGAAGGUUGUGAUGUGCUACAUAAUGUAACGGGGAAUUUUGAAGGUUGCAGGAUUUUACAAUUACUCGUAUAUUAGCUUAUAAUGUUACAGUUUAAACAUAUCCAGUAAGAAAUGAAUUUACUACGAGUAUAUGUUCGUAAUAAGUUUCAGGCAGCACGGAUGGCGGACUGACGUAGACCAGCAAGUGUCAGAACGAAUUAUUUGAACUCGCAAACAUAAAGAUGGAAUAGUACAAUAUAUUUCUGUUCACAUAAAAAAAUGAAAAAAAAAAAUCUAAAAAAUUAAAUUUGAAUAGAAAUAUAUUUUGCAGGAUUGUGUUACUUUGCCAUAAUACAUAAUUACCCGUCCCACUUGUAAAUAGUGACCGCACCGCUGUUUGUAAAUAGAUGAUACAGCGCCGCUGCGGUACCGUGUCGUCGGAGGCCGCCCUGAGACGGGACGAGCCUCGACAUGUACAUAUGAUAUCACGGACGGACGGGAUGGGUCGUAAUGUCAACGCCCGCUAAUUGGUCCCGGUGUGAGGCUAGCGUUCCCCGAGAGGGACUCAGGUCAGUCCGCCGCUGUCAUCUGGGAGGUUGAUUAAAUGUUCGUGGUAGUUAUAGUGACAUCAAAUAAUUUUAUCAUAUCAUUAAAACACAUUUCAUAAAAUUUAAACGUCUAGAAAAGACAUAUUUACGCCCUAUAUAUAGAUUAGAAUAGGUAUAGCGAUGAUAAUUAGUGUUUAAAUGCGCCCCUUUACUGGGCAUAGAUAUCCUUUGUCGCUGUUCGCUCAAAUUCCAUUUAGAGCAGGGUACUCGCAGGUGACGAGCUAUGGUUUGUAGUGUUUUUGAAGGAUUGCGAAUUAUUCCAAAUAUUUCGCUUGCAGUUAAUUGCUCAGAUACAAGAGAACAGAGGAAUCGAACACACUACAGCGUUACCCCAGUCAAAAAAAAAUUAGACCAUUCCUUCUAAGACAGUCGUCUUACACUAUCUACAUAGAUUCGUGUUAUCAUGUAGUAGAUUGAAGCAUGUCGAUGUAAUUCCGUACACUACCGGCCAUUCGUCACCCCGCAGUCGGCGUCCGGCGAUCAGCUGCCGCGCAGUGUACCACACCACCAUGUUACGUGUGUUUGUUUAUCAGAGCUUAUAGGAGGGCUUAGGAGGAAGAGCGAAAUAAUGGCUUUCGGCUAUCUUCUCUUUUCGCUCUAACAAGAUUUUAGAGCGAUCCCUAUCUCGAGCAACUUAGAUUAUCAUUAUCAUUAUGCAUUAUACCUCCGCCAAAUUUUCAUAUUCGACCAAUCGUUAUUUUAACUAUGAAAUACUGUGAUUAAAGAUUUAGAACUGUCUUCAAUCUUCCUCUUAAGAUUAUGUGGUGCGGAGUGUCGGUUCAUAUUCGCAAGUUGAAAAAUCGAAUUUCUCAUCGAAGUGCUGUAGGAGUCGAUGUCAUUAUAGACAGCAAUAUAGAUUUACCCGAUUACCCAUUAUCCUUAAAGUGGUCAAUUCAUCAGGGUAGAUCCAGAUAGUUUGUUUUAUAUUGGAUUGCAGUUAAUCUGAAGUUACAUGAAAGAUGCAUCAUACAAUUUGUGAAUACGAAUAAGAUCUUCGCCGCUACUACUUAUUGCUGCCUAUAAGACCAUGACUCGGGCUGUGUCCUGAAGUGGAACCGCACCAACCGUUUGCCCGAUGAUGUAACGCUUGGUUCAGCUUGGUUUGGUCCGUCUUCAACAAGAUCUCGGUCCUAUUAAAGAAUAUGUCAAUUAUAUCAAAAUUAUCUCAAAACAUUGUCACAGCUGGCCUAAUUUGAGGGUGAACAACGGCGACAUUUUGUCUGGUUUGGACGUUUUCGGUUAGGAUCUUGUUGUGUAGGUUAAGUCAGAUAACAUCUGCCCUAGGAAGACAAUACGUGUGUUUACGUUAUGAUGAUCAUAUUUCGUAUCUCAUAGGGAUGUGAAGUGAUUUGGCGCAGAACCGACGCUUACAAAAUGUGCACUCAAAAUGAAACCUACGCCGCAAAAUUGGGAGCAUUUUUUGACAAAAUAUUUAUUACAAAUGCGAUUGCUUCGUCACUAUGUACUUCAUAAGAAGGCUCAAGGCCGCUAACAGUGCUUUGGGGCUAUUCGAUUAGAAACGAGUAAACAUAGCCCAGCGAAUACAGCCGCUGAAGUAGCAGUGGGCGGGGUACAUAGCACUUAGAACGGAUGGCCAAUGGGUUACUCGUACAAGUUCUAGAAUGGUGAACACGCACCGGCAAACGCAGUAUUGGAGAACCAUUCACUUGAUGAUGAUGUCCAAUGAAAAUUAAGAAGUUCGAAGAAGACUACAUUCAAAAUUCAGGUCAAAAUCUUUGAGGCAGACUUAUGUCCGGCAGUGUAUUUCUUGCAACUAAAACGAUGAUGAUAUUUACUCUGUAUAUGGUGCCAAAAAAAAGACAUAAUGUGGAUCUAAAACGCUACUUCUGUGGUGUUUUACACAGAUAUCCUCAACUGACAAAAAAGCACAUGUCCUUUUUGAGUGCACAUUCUAUUCAGUCAGUUCUGCACCAACACCGGUCAAGCUGCGUUUGCGCAGAAACGGAGCUGUGUGAGAUCAACAAAUCACAGCUAUUCAUUCCACGCACAGAUAACUUCUGUCGAUUUGAUCGAAAAGAACGUCGUUAGUCGAUAUUUACACGACUCAGCGCAUCUCCGUUUCUGAUAAACGCACCUUUACGAUAAGGAAUUAUGUUCUUCCGCAUCAGAUGGCUGCACCAAAGGGACAUUAAAACAUACGUAACAAGGAAAUCGAGGCUGUUGUCACAAAUUUUUAGAUGUGUCGAUGUUACAGUGUAAUCAUUAUCUGUUUAAAUGUAGUGGAAAAAAAAACAAUGUUACAAUUUUUCGGUUGUAUCAAUAAAGUGUUCGUUAAUUCGAUUAAUUAUUAUAAACGUACCGUAGUCUCGCCCAUGACAUUAUAUUGUUUUUAUGACUGAUGUCAAUAAAAAUAAAUAAAAAUUUACCUUAACUUCAUUUUAGGUCAAAUCACUUUUGAAAAAAUACAUAACAGAACUAACCUUACAUCGAAUAUAACCUUUACCACAUUGUGCAGGUUUCCUUACGAUUUUUCCCUCACCGUAAAAUCAUAGCAAUCAAAUGAAAGUAAAUAAGUACGAAAAAAUUGCAAAAAUAUAUUAUAAGAGAAAAAUUGUUUUGUCCAAAAAUCCACACAUCCAAGUAUAUUGAAAAGUAUUCGUGUUAAUUUUGUAAAGUAUAAAUUGGGCGGUUCCGCGGUAUGUUUGUAUACUUCAUUACCUAACGACCGCUACCUACAUUAUCUUAACAGUUUACCGCCAAUGUUUAGUCUUGACCUCGUUCCCCGACGGCACCCUCCCAUUGGAUGAAUUGCACAAAGCUAGGUCGACACGAUGACGUCGCUUCCACCGCUGAACGGCCACCCGUCAAAUUCUAAUCUUAUUAUAUCACAAUCGAUGUGUUCAUUUUUUUCAUUGGACAAUAGACUAAUCGAACAAGCCACUCUCUCUACUCGUGUCCACCUAGCUGUAGGGCGUGACUACAUUUAAUGAUAGUUAGAUUGUCUAUGCCCCGUUGACGGUUAAAUUUGGUAUUCAAUCCAUAGACAUGAGAUACAUUUAUAGAUAAAUAAGAAUUACUCAUGUUGGCCAAAAUUGUAGUUACGCCGUGUUCAUUAAGGCGUAUUAUAAUUUUCGCUCAGUAUUAUUAGUUGUUACAUCAUAUGUUGUAAAAAUCGUGAAAGACGUAUGCGGGUGCAGUCGUGUCACAUUCUUUUCAACUGUACUCUAAAAUUAGAUCCUCUCACGGUUUUCAAAUGCUAUGUUGUGUUACCGAACUAAAGUUUAACGAUGGGAGUUAAUAUCGUAGAUAGAUAACCCACAUAGAUUUCGCUGAGGAAAUCACGUUUUCUAUUAACUUGAGUAAUAUCAAUUUCGUAGUUAGGAUGGAGUUGGCAAAUUUUAAAUUUAUUAAGAAGUCUGAAAAUGUCCGUUAUGUAUAACAGACUGUAUUUGAUAUGGUCUUUAGGAACAACUGUAAUCAGUAAUUUUAUCUGUAAAUCGAUUUGUUUUAAGAUUUAUAGUUAGGUGAUAUCUGCAAACUUUUAGCAUUGUGUGGUAUAUCUAAAUUUUUUUUAGAUAAAGCUUGUUUCUAGGAAUGGACGUGUUCUCAUUGAUGGUGUGAAUUCUGAAAUCUAAAUGGGACUCUCCGAUCUGAGCGUCGCCGGUCGCCGCGACCCCGCGCUUCUUUCAGUCUUGUCUCACCGAACUACACUUUAUUAACAUUUGUCACAUUCUCUAGCCCAAGAACUUUACAAGAAGAAGAUUAUAGUGAAGGCAUUUAAAAAAAAAACUUCUGAACACGACAAUAAUCGACUUCUACAUUUCUCCUACAUCGAUAUCUUGACAUCGGAGAGUUACAAAGGUGUGUGUGUGAUAAUCGCGGUCCCACCACUUAAUAAAAUCUUAACAUAACAUCCUUUAAUUAAUCACAGGCUGAAAACAAUGUAACAAGUGUUAUGAUGUGAUAGUUUAAUCCUAGUACUUGUAUAUGAUUUUCCUUAUGACUUGCCCCUCUCCGUCCAGGUUGAAGCGUGUUCAUAUAUUGAAUAUAAAUCAUAACUCAAUUGAAUUAAUAUCGUAUUAUAUUAGUGUCGAUUAAAAUAUCUUUAAAUUGGAUAAACAUUUUAUAUGAUUCCGAAUUGACGGCGGCGUACCAUAUUAUUAUAUAUUUUUACAAUAUAUACAAAAAUAUAUUAUUUUUCAAAAUUCCAAACAAAACAUUUACAUUGAGCGAACGUGCUUUCUUAUGUUCGGUCUUGAAAAACAACAUCACUAUACAAUAUUCAAGUUACGCUAAAAAUUGCUAUGAGCUUAUCAAUUAUUUGAACUUAAUAAUAUUAACACUACUCGUAUUUUAAUUCCAUCACCUAAUGUAAGGAGUGAAAUCUUUAGGUACAUAAUUACAUAAUCCUCUUACAAAUACAUAACAUUAAGGAUUUAUAAUAUUAAGAGCUUUUUGACUAGUAUACUUACAAAAAGAUGAGAUCUUAUGAAAUAAUCAGAACUUUUCGCGAUAAUUUAUUAUAUUUAAUGUCCAUCCAGUAUUAUUAGAUAAAUAGGUUAAUGGUAAAAGCCAUUUUCUAGCUCCUGUAGCGUGUUAAUGUAAAAUAGGUUCACUAAUUGGCCAACAGAUAACUCUUAAGUACAAAUUUCGCUACUUUUUUGUCUCUCUCUUUCGGUCCCAAGGCUCGUGAAUUAUUGUACAAUGGGGAAAGAUUAAAUGAAAUAUAAAAUUUCUGGUAUAAUGGUCAGACAAUCGGAUGGCAUGAGUGAAAUAUAAUUAACAACUGUGCUACAAAACUGCCAUAGCCAAUAUGUACCGAAAGCUUCGCUUGCCUGAAUGCCUGACAAGAUUUUGUAAAGUAGAAUAUAUUAUCGUGAAUAACUUUUAAAGAUAACAUGCCACUCAGGAACAAAAAUGAUUUUAAUGUUGAGAAUUUCAACAUGUUUCUUAACUUAUUUUUGUUGUGUAUAAAAAAAAUAAUAAUCAAUCGUUUGGAUUGGAGAACGUUUGUCUAGUCUACGGGACCAGAGUCAUUAUUGUGUGAAAAGGAAUUUUGUAAGAAAAAAUGCGGGAAAUUGUUAUCAAAAUGUUCGAAAGUGGUGUUCGUAGACUCAGAAAACAUGCAAAAGAGGUGCGAAAAAAUAUUUACUCCAGAAAUACAGAAAAGCUGAGAAACUGUUAUAAAAUAUGCUUGUAAAGCAUGAAACGAAAUUGAUACAUUGAUUCACGAACAAAAAGGUUUCAGAAUUCAUAAAAUCACAAUUCCUGCGAGGCACGUCAACAUUGUGUACAUUUAGUAAGAAAUUCCAUUCUUAGUCCUGACGUAAGUUGAAAUUAUUAGUUUUAAAUCACGAAUAAUUUAUUUUUAAUUAUUAGACGUAGUGAAAUAAAGUGAAUAGAGGCAUCAUUGUGCGGUGUAUACUUCUGGACCCUCAUGAUUGUGUCAUUUAAUAUUAAAAACAAAUAUAUUUCCAAUAAAAUGUUUAGCUGUUCCCGGCUACGCAAGGGUAUUUUGAAAUAAAUCAUUUGUAAUUGUUUCAAAAUAUAACCGCUUUCAAAUUUAUAUAACAGCGGUUGAUAACUUAUGAUUUCUUUCAUUAGGGAAAUAAGUUAGAUAUAUUUUAAUGUUAAAGUAAACUUGUUUAAUAAGUUUAUCAGUGAUGUUUGAUUAUGUGCUGAAAUGAUUUGAUACAGGGUUUCUAGAACAUGCCAGCAAGAUACUACCGUAUACUUCGACGUAUAUUGUAUAUGGUGGGUGGUAGAGCUUGACAAUAUGUUAACAUAUCUUUAAAUUAAGUUUAUCAUUAUCAUUAAUUGUGAUGCAACGACGAAGGCAAUGCUAACCAAGGUUGCUACUAUUUGAGAAAUAUCGACAUGAAAACAUACGAAAACUACACUAAUGCUAACGCUACAACUUUAAUACCGUUGAAGAUAAACAUUAAAGUGAGUACUGACCUUGGUUAAGCGUUGCUUGUCCAUUGUGUGGUUGAAGUCGAGUAUUUAGUGUUGUGGCGAGGGUCCAGUAACGCCGGCGAUGCAAGUCGACUGCUACCAUUGGUCCCGCUGUCAGUGAUACACUGUAAAUUGUUCAACACAUUUUGCCACAUAGUGUAAAUAAGUUUCAAAACACUAACAGCUGGCGAUCAAUUUUUUUAUUUAUUAUUAAUGAGAAUGUCAAGAAUGUAUUUGAUAAAAGCCCAUACAUCCUGUUAACAGUUAAUAUUAUAUUAAGUAUUCACUUAGAAGUGGAAUUUAACACGCUGGCCAUUUCGCGGCCGGCGGGCAACACUGUAGAAAUUAAACAUUUUCGCCAACAUUGGGCAUAGAUGGUUAUUGGACGUUAGACCCUCUCCUUCUAGUUACUUUGUGUCUAAAAUAUUGUCAGGAUUUCAAGACACAGUCUCAUACUGGUAUAAACAUUGUCAAUUCAUAUUUUGCAUCCAAAAGGCAUGAGUACAUAAAAGUACGUGGUAAUAAAUAACAACGCGAUACAAGGUGGAGCUACAUUGUAUUUUUUUGGUUUGCGACACAACUCUGUAGCAUUUAAGACUCAUUGGAGUAUUAUCUCAAGCCGAAACGAGUACAUAAAGUAGCCGUGACACAGAGUUCAGUGAUUAAAAAAAGAAGGGCCCGUAGAACUGCAAUACCAAAACCGACGCACCUAGUUCGCACCCUGACAAUAUUUUGUCAACUCUACCAAUCAAAUCCUGUCUUUUAUUUGUCUGUAUGUAUAUAAUUUUGUCCAAUGAUUUGAUACUUCCUAUUCGGGCGUUCUGAUCUCUUGCGCGUCUACACGUCCAAGCCACUGGAUCUACGAUUGCUUACAAUUCCUAUUUCCAUUUCCCCCAUGGUAUGUCUGGAGCUUUUCCAAUUUUUAUACUUGAGUUAACAGUGCUACGCUGUAAGAAUGAUUUUUUUCGUAUGAGUUGUAAAUCGAAAAAUUGUA
Molecule: messenger RNA, 11016 nt
Organism: Amyelois transitella
Lineage: Eukaryota; Metazoa; Arthropoda; Insecta; Lepidoptera; Pyralidae
Gene: shaker
Product: potassium voltage-gated channel protein Shaker
Exons: 11
Coding region: 68-1969 (633 amino acids)
Biological process (GO): protein homooligomerization; potassium ion transmembrane transport
Cellular component (GO): membrane; voltage-gated potassium channel complex
Molecular function (GO): protein binding; delayed rectifier potassium channel activity
Source: RefSeq, a predicted model, not a curated record